AUGUCUUCCGAAGAGUCGCAACAUGACGCGGUGAUCAGUCAAGCUUCAGAGAAGCAGACUAUUUCUCCUAUCACCUCUGAGAAAAAGAGACUUGAACUCAAGGAUAUCACUGAGGACCCAGUCGAGGCCUCGGUCCUUUUCACUCUGGACAACCCAUACCAUCCAUACAACUGGCCAGUUUGGAAGAAGUACCUCAUCGUUUGUAUCUACUGUCUUUUGCAGGCCUAUGUCAACAUGACUUCGACUUCUUAUGUUGCUGUCGAGUGGAUUGUCCAAGAAAGAUUUGGUACCACCGCCCAGGUCUCUGCCCUUGGUCAGUCCAUGUUCAUCUUGGGAACUGGUGUGGGUCCAGCUUUCCUUGGUCCUUUGUCCGAUAUUGGAGGUAGAAAAUGGGUUUAUGUCAUUUCUAUCCUGUUGUAUGUUAUUUUCAACUUUGGAUGUGCAUACCCUAAAAACAUGCCUAUGCUCGCCAUCUUCAUGUUCAUCAUUGGUGUCUGUGGUUCUACCUCGCUUUCUAAUGUUGCUGGUACUAUUGGUGAUCUCUUCGGAAACUCUGACGUUGCUUCUCAGCCAAUGUCGCUUUUCGUUUUCUCUGCCAACGCUGGUCCUUCCGUUGGAGGUGUUAUUGGUGAGGCUAUUGGUGAGAACGUCAACUUGGGCUUCAAGUGGGUGUUCUUGAUCAAUAUCAUCAUCGGUGCUGCUUUCGUUAUUGGCUUAAUGUUCAUGCCAGAAACUUUGCCAAGAAUCGUUAUUCCAGAAAGAAUGGCCAUCGAGGGUAAGUCUGUUCCUCCAUACUUUGUCAGAGAGUUCAAGUACUUUGCCAAGACCAUCACUGGUAAAGAGCCAGACUUUUUGCACGAAGUCACAGACGCCGAAGACCCAAACACCACUAUUGUUGUGGACAAGGUCAGUGCUCUCAGCGAAAUCAAGUUUAUCUGUAUUAUGGCUUUGCGUAUGAUGACCACCGAGCCAAUUGUUAUUUUCCUCGGUUUGUUCAACGGUUUCGCUUACGGUUUGCUGUUCUUGUACCUUGACGGUAUCUUUACUGUGUUUGUGUACAACAACAACCUUACCGCCAUGGGCGCCGAGCUCACGUAUUUGAACUUUGUGGUGAGUGCCGGUCUCGUGGUGUUCCUCGUGCCUAUCCAAACCUGGCUCUUUAAACGUGACAGAGAAAGAAACGGAGGUAUUCCAAGACCAGAAGCUAGAUUCCUCACUUCUCUUGUCACUGUCUGGGGAUUCCCUAUCUCAUUGUUCUGGUUCGCUUUCACCUGCAGUGGUAACGUCAACUACUGGUCUCCAAUCAUGGCCGGUUUCCUUUUGGGUAUCGCUGACCCAUUGCUGUGGUUGGGCAUGUUGAACUAUAUCAUUGACAGUUACUCCGAGGCCGGAUUGAGUAACUCCGGUAUCGCUGCCUUCACCAUUCCUUCCUUCUCCAUCGCUGCUGCCCUUGCCCACGCGGGUAUUGCCAUGUUCGAGAAUAUGAGUGCCAAGUGGGCCAUGGCUACCCUGGCCUUCAUCUCCUUGCUGGUUGUGGCCCUGGUGUACGUGUUGUACUUCUUCGGUGCACGUUUGAGAGCUGCUUCCAGGCUUGCCAGAGUCAGCGGUACCAAAGUUCCAAACUAA
Messenger RNA from Ogataea philodendri, 1626 nucleotides. RefSeq lists its product as uncharacterized. The record is from RefSeq and is a predicted model, not a curated record. Gene Ontology annotation, biological process: transmembrane transport. The coding region runs from base 1 to 1626 and encodes 541 amino acids. Gene Ontology annotation, molecular function: transmembrane transporter activity. The transcript has a single exon. Lineage: Eukaryota; Fungi; Ascomycota; Pichiomycetes; Pichiales; Pichiaceae.